AACCCACCCACUCGACCUCCGCAUUUCACCCCUCUUGGCCUCCUCUCCUCUCCUCUUCCACCACCACCCGCCGCCGCCGCCUCCGCCGCGUGGUUCGCCUCCGCCGCCCGAUCCCCUCCUCCGGGCUCGCGCCUCGAGCCGGAGCGCCGCAGUUGGGAGAUGGCUGGGUAUAUGUCAAGAGGCCCCCCAAAUGGCUCUGUUUAUGUGUGCAAUCUGCCUCCUGGAACCGAUGAGACCAUGCUGGCCGAUUAUUUUGGCACCAUAGGGUUGCUGAAGAAGGAUAAAAGGACCGGUCGUCCAAAAAUCUGGAUUUACAGGGACAAGGUUACCAAUGAACCAAAGGGUGACGCGACAGUCACCUAUGAAGACCCACAUGCUGCUUCAGCUGCAGUAGAAUGGUUCAAUAACAAGGAUUUCCAUGGAAGCACCAUUCAGGUCCAUAUAGCUGAGUCAAAAAACAAAGACACAUAUGACAACUCGGCGAGUUUGAACAACUCUGCUGGCCUUGGUGGACAAGAUGAAUUGGACAACGGGGCAGGCAGAGGGAGAGGGCACGGUGAUGGUCCAGGAAAAGCCUGGCAGCAAGAUGGGGAUUGGCUGUGCCCAAAUACAAGUUGUGGCAAUGUAAACUUUGCCUUUCGUGGUGUCUGUAAUCGCUGUGGAGCUGCUCGCCCUGCCGGUGUUAGUGGAUCAGGUGCCGGUGGUGGUGGUAGGGGUAGAGGCCGUGGAAGUGACGAUGCAAAAGGAGGCAGCCGUGCUGCUGCUGUUGGUGGUCCUCCUGGACUGUUUGGUCCAAAUGAUUGGUCAUGCCCAAUGUGUGGCAACAUAAAUUGGGCAAAGCGGAUGAAAUGUAAUAUCUGUAACACCACUAAGCCAGGUCACAAUGAAGGUGGUGUGAGAGGAGGCCGGGGUGGUGGGUAUAAAGAACUUGAUGAAGAAGAACUAGAGGAAGUUAAAAGGCGCCGCAAAGAGGCUGAAGAGGAUGACGGGGAGAUGUAUGAUGAAUUUGGCAACCUCAAAAAGAAAUUCCGUGCUAAAACACAGCAAACUGAAAAUGCACCAACCCUUCCUGGGUCUGGACGGGCUGGAUGGGAGGUUGAGCAACGUGGUUCAACUAGAAGAGAAAGCAGGGAAAGGAGCAGAGAUCGAGGCAGAGACCAUGACUACAAUGAACGGGAUAGCAGGAACAGAGAUAGAGGCAGUCAUGGGAGAGAGCGGCGCCGAAGCCGAAGUAGAAGUAGAGACCGUGAGAAGGAAAGAGGGAGGGACAGGGGCAGAGACCACAGCUAUGAGAGGAGCUGGGAGCGAGGAGCCGAGCGUGACCGUGAUCGCUAUAGGUGAAUACUUCAUGCCAGGAUCAUCACACGCUGCAUGCCGAUUUUUGGUUUUCCGAUACUUCUGUUUUGUUGCUGGAUAGCUAUGCUGCUUCAGCUAUUUCUGUUGGAUGCGGUUGCACAUUGUCUGUCUUAGCCUGAUGACAGUUUAUAUCUUCGGACUUCUCGAUGAACUAGACCACUAAGCUCUGAUUAAAUGUGCUAUGUACCUUGGGAGUAUUUUUCAUGUAAGAUUUUACCGUGAAUGCUGUCCACCUGGAACUGGGAAUUAAUUUUAAGGAUAUUGGUUUGGAAUCCAA
Messenger RNA from Oryza sativa Japonica Group (Japanese rice), 1633 nucleotides. Its product is annotated as transcription initiation factor TFIID subunit 15. NCBI's taxonomy places the organism in Eukaryota, Viridiplantae, Streptophyta, Magnoliopsida, Poales, Poaceae. The record is from RefSeq and is a predicted model, not a curated record. Gene Ontology annotation, molecular function: RNA binding.